AUGAGCUCAACCAGUACAACCCCACGCACGCUCUCGGCCGGCUCCUCGAUCCCGUUCUCCGCGUUGACGCAAUACGUGAACCACCCUAUCCGGGUCUUGCUCGUUCCGAACCCAACCACAUCAUCCACUCCACCACCCUCCACACCAGCGAAUAGUCUCCCUUCCCAAACAGCCAAAGGAACGCUCUACACCGUAGAUCAUCACACCCAAUGUCUAGUCCUCACAACACCUUCCACCUCGUCGACCUCGACGACGAACAAGUCCUCCUCCUCCUCCUCGACGACGACGACGACGACGACGACGACGAGGAACUAUUCCUUUCAUCCUUUCGCCUCGAUCCAAUCCACCACUCUCUUAUCCACAUUACCCGAUCCCUCCCUACCUCCACUUUCAACUUCCACCUCGAAAACCACUCCGGACCUUCGCAUGGACCAAGAAGAGAUGAAACUACGAAUCGAGAAGGGCGUGGCCGCACUCGUCAAGGAAAGGAGUAGGAAACCACCUCAGGGUGUGGGUGUCACACCCGAGACGCAGGCGCUAUUUGAUGGGUUGGCAAAGACGAUGCCUGUGAGGUGGCAUGGCGCGUGAGUUGGUCGGAUCCGGGUUAGAGAGGGUGUAGUCAGGCGCGCUGGGACUAACCCGAGAGGGUUUUUGUUUGGUUUUUUUGCGGCGAUCAGGCAAAUCAUCGUCAUGGAUCAAGUCAUCAUAUCACCACCCUACACGGUCGAUCAAGUCAAGGGAGAAAAGGGUGCGCACGAAGGUGUCGAACGCGUCAAGAAAGUGGUACGUCGAGCCGCGCUCUUCGAUCACGCCAAUGCUCACAGUGUCGGCACCCGUUGACCGUGGCCGUAGAUCUCGAUCUUACAGUUGCAAGGGGAACGACAGAGGAGGACCAACAAGCCUACGACAUCAUAG
Molecule: messenger RNA, 915 nt
Organism: Microbotryum saponariae
Lineage: Eukaryota; Fungi; Basidiomycota; Microbotryomycetes; Microbotryales; Microbotryaceae
Source: the annotation of a GenBank genome assembly